Molecule: messenger RNA, 1495 nt
Organism: Emiliania huxleyi CCMP1516
Lineage: Eukaryota; Haptophyta; Isochrysidales; Noelaerhabdaceae
Exons: 1
Molecular function (GO): oxidoreductase activity, acting on single donors with incorporation of molecular oxygen, incorporation of two atoms of oxygen; ferrous iron binding
Source: RefSeq, a predicted model, not a curated record
CCAUGUCCUACCAUCGCAUUGCCUCGGCGCUGCGGCCGCCGGCGCUGCGGCUGGCUGUCUCGCAGCCGCGGUACAUGACCGGCCUCUCGGCGCUCGCACGAGCUGCCUGCCGCCAGAAACAGGCACCGCCGGUGCCGGUGCUCGACAGCGAUUGCUCGAGCUCGUGGCAAGAUAUGACUCCUAUCGGCACCGGCGAGACCAUGGUCGUCCUCUCCUUCCGCGCGGCGGCCGGGAUGGGCGCGGCGUUUGAGCGGGUUGUGCAGCAGCUGUCGCUCGAGCUUGACAGCGUCGAGGCAGGCGUCUCUGAUGUGCGGGUGAUGGCUGGGGCGGGCGGCGAGGCCACCUUUGUGGUGACCCUGCUGUCGCGCGCCGAGGCGCAGCGCUUCGAGCGCACGAUCCGUCCCUCCAUCCAGACGGCGCUCGCUGAAGUGUCGGAGGGCGGGGAGCCCUGCUUCAGCAGCGGCGGUAUGCUGGUGCCGCACGCCCACACGCUCGGCUCGCUGCUCCAGUCGCUGACGCGGCACCUCUCGGGCACGAGCCGGACCGCCGAGCACGACGUGCGCGCCGUGGCCGCGGAGCUUCGGCGCUGGUACCCGCGGAAGGAAGAGUACGGCGGCUUCCUCUCGGUGGACGAGGACGACCCUGGCCGCUACACAAGGAAUGUGGUGCACUCGACGCCAGCGAUGGAGGUGCUGAUGAUGUGCUGGCCGCCCGGGUCGCAGAGCACCAUCCACUGCCACGACGAGUCGUCCUGCUGGGUCACCGCCGUGGAGGGCGAGGUGCACGAAGUGCAGUUCGACCUGCCGCUGCUCGACCGAAAGUUUGAGCGAGCCCGGGCCCGGCUGGAGGGGGCCCCGGCCGACCCGGCGGGCCACAUUCGCGGCAGGUGCGGCCCGCUGCGGCGGAUCCGAGUGUCUCCGCUGGGCGGCCCGGGCGAUGGGCCGGAGCUCGGCUGCAAGCAGACCUACGCCAACAAUGAGAUUGGGAUCCACCGCAUCGAGAACCGCUCGCUGGAGCCGGCCGUCACGAUGCACGUGUACGCGCCGCGCCUCCGCAAGAUGAAGAUAUUCCGCGACAGUGGCGAGGUGUCCGAGGUGACGGUGACGAGCGCUUCCACCACCGUCGAGGAUGUAGGCUCGUGGCAGGCGGAGCUGCUGGACGUCGCCGGAUGGAACGGCGCAUAAGAAACCUUUGGCCUCUCGCGCGAACCGCGGUGCCGGAGGGUUGGCUAUGCCGGCGAGGCCGAGUCGUACAGUGGCUGCUACGUGUCUCUCAUUUGUGAGAGCAGAUUGUUCUCUAGACCACUCCCUUCUUCUCUCUUCCCUCCACAAUCUCUCUCUCCCGCGCCGGCGCGGGGGUCGUCACAGCAGAUCUCUCGUGGGUUUUUUCUCUUCCUUUCUGCGAGUGGUCUAUAAAUGUGAGAGAGAGAGAUUUUAGAAAAUUGGUUGUCUGUGCCUGGAGGGUUGAGAUUGUGCUUUUGAGGUUUGUGAUCUCC